GUAAAUACAGAGACUCGCGGCCCUGUCGGUCUUUUUCUCCCCCGUGCGGAUAGGACAGCACGCACUCUCUCUCCGUCUCUGGAAGAUAUAACAUCUCAGCGUCAAAAUGAUCAUCUACAAGGACGUCAUCACCGGAGACGAGAUGUUAACGGACUGCUACAAAAUGACCAACAGUAAAUGCGGGCUCUUCUACGAAGUUGAAGGAAAGACUACCAUCAGGAGUGACACCUUUGAUGAUUCUUUAAUCGGGGCUAACGCGUCUGCUGAAGAGGCGACUGAGUCAAACGACCCUGGCUCUGUGUCUGGCUGCGACAUUGUCCUCAACCACAACCUCCAGGAGACUAGUUUCAACAAGAAGACAUAUGGUCUUCACCUCAAAGACUACGUGAAGGCGGUUAAGUUGCACCUGGAACAGACAAAACCGGAGAGAGUGGAGAGUUUCAUGGCGAGUUGCAAGAAGGAAGUGAAGUGUAUUCUUGACAAUAUCGGUGACUUCCAGUUCUUCACAGGACCCUCCAUGAACCCUGAUGGGAUGGUUGCACUGCUGAACUACCGCGAGGAUGGUUCCACGCCAUACAUGCUUUUCUUCAAAGAUGGUCUGGAAGAGGAGAAAUGUUAACAACCUGAAACAACAACUGCUGCUUUCCACAUGGCCCAACGAACAGACUGAUGGAGCACUAUUUUACAUCAUGCCUAAACCGAAUUAUUCUUGUAAAUUGAUUAAAACAACAUUCUCGUUAUAGCCCACUGCCCCACUACCAAUUAUAGGACAUCAAAUGUGAUUGGUCACUUAUGGUUUACAUUUCCUUUUGGCUUCUGCAGUUUGAUUUUUGAUGAAGGAUUGGCAAUGUUUUUUGAUGUGAAAAUUCAAAAAAGAAACCCAAAGCUCCAGCUACAAGAAGUACAUUUCUUUCCCCCAACAAUUUUAGUCCAUGGUUUAAACAGGUUGACUUCCACAGACCUCUUUUGUUUUUAUUGUUGCAUUGAGCAAAAAUUCCAUCUACAAUGAAAAGGUGUGUUGAAUUUGAAAAUAAAAUCCAAUGUCCCCACCUCA
Notolabrus celidotus (New Zealand spotty) is the source of this 1054-nucleotide messenger RNA. It is a transcript of the gene tpt1, whose product is annotated as tumor protein, translationally-controlled 1. NCBI's taxonomy places the organism in Eukaryota, Metazoa, Chordata, Actinopteri, Labriformes, Labridae. The coding region runs from base 107 to 619 and encodes 170 amino acids. Gene Ontology annotation, cellular component: cytoplasm. Gene Ontology annotation, molecular function: calcium ion binding. The record is from RefSeq and is a predicted model, not a curated record. The transcript has 6 exons.